Trichoplax adhaerens is the source of this 1353-nucleotide messenger RNA. RefSeq lists its product as uncharacterized. The record is from RefSeq and is a predicted model, not a curated record. Lineage: Eukaryota; Metazoa; Placozoa; Uniplacotomia; Trichoplacea; Trichoplacidae. The transcript is spliced from 19 exons. The coding region runs from base 1 to 1353 and encodes 450 amino acids. Gene Ontology annotation, biological process: tRNA aminoacylation for protein translation. Gene Ontology annotation, molecular function: ATP binding; tyrosine-tRNA ligase activity; tRNA binding.
AUGGCAUCGGGCUCUACUUUGUCCGCUGAAGGAAAAUUUCAAUUGAUUACGCGUAACUUACAGGAGGUGAUUGGUGAAGAAAGACUCUUGAAAACUCUGAAGGAAAAGGAUAUCUCACUGUAUUGGGGAACUGCGACCACAGGCCGUCCCCAUGUGGGCUACUUUGUUCCUAUUAGUAAAAUUGCUGAUUUCUUAAAGGCAGGAUGCCACGUCAUCAUAUUAUUUGCUGAUUUACAUGGCUACCUGGAUAAUAUGAAAGCGCCGUGGGAGUUACUUGCGCAACGUGUGAAAUACUACUCGUUCGUUAUUAAAGCUAUGCUACAAUCUAUUGGAGUUUCAAUAGAAAAACUAACGUUUGUUAGGGGGACUGAUUACCAAUUGUCUAGGGAAUAUACCUUGGAUGUCUAUCGAUUGGCAUCAGUUGUCACGGAAGACUCUAAGAUUGAUUUAAUUGAUUCUAAAGAAGUUGUUGAGAAGAAACUUCGUAAAGCCUUCUGCGAACCUGGCAAUAUUAAGGAGAAUGGGGUAUUAUCCUUUGUUAAAUAUGUGUUGCUGCCGUUAUCGAAAACUGAAGAAUUUGUUGUUAAUCGGGACAAAAAAUAUGGUGGGCGCGUAGUUUAUACAAAUUAUGAGGACCUGGAAGCCGCAUUUGCUAAGAAUGAACUUUACCCGGCAGAUCUUAAACAGGCAGUAGCGGAUGCAUUAAAUCAGCUCCUUGAUCCUAUUCGACAAGAACUCGACAAUCCUGAAUUUACUAAAUUAAAACACCUAGCCUACCCGGAGACUGUUAAAUUGGAUAAAAUGAAAAGUGAUUCACAAAAAGCAAAUCGUGCUGCUGAUCCAUCAAGACUGGAUGUCAGAGUUGGCCAGAUUGUAUCAGUUAAAAAGCAUCCUAAUGCAGAUUCCUUAUAUGUUCAAGAAGUGGAUAUUGGUUCAGGAGAAAACCGUACUAUCGUCAGUGGCCUGGUUAAUUAUGUCCCAGUAGAAAAACUGGAGAAGAGAAAAGUAGCUUUAUUAUGUAAUCUAAAGCCUCAAAAUAUUCGCGGAGUAGUUUCGGAAGGAAUGAUGCUUGCUGCAUCUAGUGGAGAUCCGAAAACAAUUGAGCCACUUGAUCCUCCUUCCAGCUGUGAACCUGGAGAAAAGAUAUUUACCUCUGGGUUUGAGCAUGACACGUGUGGAGAACCGGAUAAAGAAAUCAAUCCUAAAAAGAAAUUACUAGAAACUAUCCUGGCCGAUUUAAAAAUUUCUGAUGACCUGACUGCUGUCUAUAAAGACAGUAACCACGUUUUCAAGACUGAAAAGGGACCGGCUUGCACCAUCGUAGAGUUAGGAGCUCAGAUCAGUGCUAUUUAG